UUUAUUUUUCUACUGAAGAACAUCUUGUUUGGUUCCAAACAUUGGCGAUUGAAAAUAAAACUGUUAUAAGUGUGAAGAUUUUUGUGUGGACCCAUGUCAUCAACUCCUUUUGGUUGAGUGUGAUUGAUGGAUUAAAUGGACACAACCCAGCAGUUCUUUAUUUGGAUGUUGGCCUGGCUUCCACGGUUUUCCUGGAGGUUUCAACAAGGUGUGGUCAGCACUGCUUGUCACCAUGGACCUCAGCCUUCAAUCAAAUGCCUUGUGGUUGCCACCCAGAAUUUAAUGACAAACCAGCAAUUAAUGGAAGAGCCAACUGUUAUGCAAAGUAG
This is a messenger RNA of Rangifer tarandus platyrhynchus (Svalbard reindeer), 329 nucleotides long. Lineage: Eukaryota; Metazoa; Chordata; Mammalia; Artiodactyla; Cervidae. The record is from the annotation of a GenBank genome assembly.